UCAAACUUUCCCUCAUUGCAAAGCUACUUUUUACCUUCUUAACUUAGGCUGCUCUUUUUUCAAUGACUCUGGCUAAUGAUUUUGGAUAUUCAACUGCUAUGUCUUCAUCUUUUCCAGCUCUACACACUACUAUAGAAGACAGAUACCACAAGUUUCCCAACUCUUUCUGGGGUUCAUCAGGGCAGGAACUGAUGAACAACCAUGUGCCCUAUCAGGUGGUCAACUCUGGUGGUGGAUAUUUGUCUGGUUUCUGCAACGUUUCAGCCGUCUCAGCUCAUGGAAGGACUUCCCAAAGCCACCCACCUGUUUCCACCAUGCCAAGUGAUAGAUUGUUUAUGCAAGAUUGUCAACAAUCCUCUUCACUGAUUAAUCAUCACCCUCAGGGGUUCUUUGAUUUUCCUGACCAUGUUUCUACUCCUAAUCCACAAGAAGAUGGUGGUGGAGUAAAGGUGGUUUCAUCCAUGGAACUCCAUGAGAAAAGUGAUUGGCAAACUUGGGCAGAUCAGCUGAUAUCUGUUGACAAUGGUUCAGAACCUAACUGGUCUGAACUUCUUGGAGAUCCACCAAGUCCACACAAUCCAAAAUCACAGGUUCAGUUUCAUCAGCGUCCACAACAAAUACUGACACCAUCUUCAGAUGAGCCAAGGCAAGAGAUAAUAGCUAACCAGAAGCAGCAGCAUCAAGCUGUUUCGUUGGAAGAGCAUAUCAGUGGUAGAAACUCAUCAGCUAGUGCAGCGACAUCUAAACAACGUAUGAGAUGGACACCAGAGCUUCAUGAGGCGUUUGUUGAAGCUGUUAAUCAUCUUGGUGGUAGUGAACGUGCCACGCCUAAGGCUGUUUUGAAGCUCUUGAAGAACCCUGGAUUAACCAUUUAUCAUGUUAAAAGCCAUCUACAGAAAUACAGAACAGCUAGGUAUAAACCAGAGACUUCAGAAGCUACAGGAGAAUCUCAAGAGAAGAAGAUCACAUCCAUUGAAGAUAUAAAAUCUCUUGACAUGAAAACGAGCGUUGAGAUCACACAAGCUCUAAGGUUACAGAUGGAAGUUCAAAAACGUCUCCAUGAGCAGCUAGAGAUCCAACGGUCCCUGCAGUUACAGAUUGAAAAACAAGGCAGAUACCUACAGAUGAUGUUUGAGAAACAACAACAGUUGCAAGAGAACAAGAGCUCUUCCUCAGAGCUAUCACCAAUGCAAUGUACGGGCACAUAUGCAGAAGUAGAGUUUGGUUUUGAGGCACAAGUAGAGAACCAAACUGAAUCUGCUUUAGCAUCAAGGAAACGAGGCAGAGAUGAUUAGUAGAUUAAAAAAACAUGUUUUAAGGUUGAUUUGUGGAAAACCAAGAGAUGCAAUAACUCAAGUUUUGUUAUAAAGAAAAUUGUUUCUUCCCUAGCUCUGUGUUUUGUUCUGUUUAGGAAGCAGUUGCUUGCAACACAAGUGAAGUGCUUAAGAUGAUUACAUAUGAGGUUUUUUUAAAAAAAAUAAAUGUUAAAUUUAAUUUAAAAAGCC
This is a messenger RNA of Eruca vesicaria subsp. sativa (arugula), 1505 nucleotides long. Lineage: Eukaryota; Viridiplantae; Streptophyta; Magnoliopsida; Brassicales; Brassicaceae. The record is from the annotation of a GenBank genome assembly.